Molecule: messenger RNA, 1062 nt
Organism: Neurospora hispaniola
Lineage: Eukaryota; Fungi; Ascomycota; Sordariomycetes; Sordariales; Sordariaceae
Product: alcohol dehydrogenase III
Exons: 2
Coding region: 1-1062 (353 amino acids)
Cellular component (GO): cytoplasm
Molecular function (GO): zinc ion binding; alcohol dehydrogenase (NAD+) activity
Source: RefSeq, a predicted model, not a curated record
AUGAGCAAGGCAGCAGACAUCCCCAAGGAGCAGUGGGCGCAGGUUACUGAGAAGGAUGGCGUAAUCACCUACAAAAAAAUCCCUGUUCCCACCCCCGGCCACGACGAAGUCCUCGUUAACAUCAAAUACUCGGGCGUCUGCCACACCGACCUGCACGCGCUCGACAACGACUGGCCCCUGCCGCGCAAGACCCCUGUGAUCGGUGGUCACGAAGGCGCCGGCGUAGUAGUCCAAAAGGGCGAGCUGGUGACCAACGUCGACAUCGGCGACAAGGUCGGCGUCAAGUGGCUCAUGUCUACCUGCUUCCACUGCACCUUCUGCCAGCAAGCCCUAGAAUCGCUGUGCCCGAAGGCGCAGCUCUCAGGUUACACCAAGGACGGCACCUUCCAGCAGUACUGCGUUGCGAACGCCGCACACUUGGCCCGGUUCCCGCCGCAGACCGAUUUAUCCGCCGUCGCGCCCAUCAUGUGCGCCGGUUUGACAGUGUACAAGGGCCUGAAAGAAGCCGACACACGGCCGGGCCAGUACGUGGCGAUUGUGGGUGCCGGAGGUGGGCUGGGCACAAUCGGCAUACAGUACGCCCACGCGAUGGGGCUGAACGUGAUCGCCAUUGAUGGCGGCAAGGAAAAGGGCGAGGCGUGCAAGAAGUUGGGCGCGUCGAUGUAUAUCGAUUUCACGGAGUCCAAGGACCUGGUUGCUGAUGUGAAGAAGGCCACGCACGAUGGACUGGGACCACAGGGCGUGGUCUUGCUGGCGCCGCAGGAACAGCCGUUCCAGCAGGCCACAGGCUAUGUGCGGUCGCACGGCACCGUGGUCUGCAUCGGUAUGCCGGCGGGAGCCAAGGUGAGCAUGCCAGUGUUUGAUACAGUAGUCAGGAUGAUCAAGGUCAAAGGGUCGUAUGUGGGCAACAGGGAGGAUACGGCCGAGGCGUUGGAUUUCUUUUUGAGGGGCAAGGUCCAUGCGCCGUACAAGGUUAUUGGGCUCAGUCAGCUUCAGAGCGUUUUCGACGAGAUGAGGGCGAAUAGGGUUAUUGGAAGAUAUGUGAUGGAUAUGAGCAAGUGA